Molecule: messenger RNA, 2335 nt
Organism: Limanda limanda (common dab)
Lineage: Eukaryota; Metazoa; Chordata; Actinopteri; Pleuronectiformes; Pleuronectidae
Gene: sar1b
Product: secretion associated, Ras related GTPase 1B
Exons: 7
Coding region: 191-787 (198 amino acids)
Biological process (GO): membrane organization; endoplasmic reticulum to Golgi vesicle-mediated transport; intracellular protein transport
Cellular component (GO): endoplasmic reticulum exit site; COPII vesicle coat
Molecular function (GO): GTPase activity; GTP binding
Source: RefSeq, a predicted model, not a curated record
CGGCAGGGCAGAGUUUGGGGAGUAGUUGCUCAGCCAUUGCAGCUUCGUGGCUCAGUAACAAAACACGAAAAAGCAGAGGAAGACCUGGCACCUCCUUUUCUGACCGGGAGACCAACUUACAUGUGUCGAGGAGCGAACACACACAUUGAACUAGUCUGCACCUAAACAACGGGAUUCAACAGCUCUGGAUAUGUCAUUCAUAUUUGAUUGGAUUUCUAGCAGUUUCAAUAACGUACUACAGUUUUUAGGACUGUACAGGAAAUCAGGCAAGUUAGUCUUUCUUGGCCUGGACAAUGCUGGCAAAACGACGCUACUGCACAUGCUCAAAGAUGACAGAUUGGGACAGCAUGUGCCAACUUUACAUCCAACCUCGGAAGAGCUGACGAUCGCUGGCAUGACCUUCACCACCUUUGACCUGGGAGGCCACGCACAAGCCCGCAGAGUGUGGAAAAACUACCUCCCUGCCAUUAAUGGCAUUGUCUUCCUUGUGGAUUGUGCGGACCGCGAAAGAUUGACUGAAUCAAAAUCAGAACUUGUUGCAUUAAUGACAGAUGAGACCAUCGGAAAUGUGCCUAUUCUGGUGUUGGGAAACAAAAUUGACAGAUCAGAAGCCGUCAGCGAGGAGAGCCUGAGGGAAUUCUUUGGAUUGUUUGGACAGACGACAGGAAAGGGCAACAUUCCAAUGAAAGAGCUGAACACAAGACCACUGGAGGUGUUCAUGUGCAGUGUGUUGAAGAGGCAGGGCUACGGCGAGGGCUUCCGCUGGCUCUCACAGUACAUCGACUAAAGAAGCCGCGCAGUCGAAAACCUACCGACACCACCACCAUCAGGGGGCGCUAAAAUCAACCACUCGAGAUGCCCACCGUUGCCACCAGUACCAUCAUACUCAGCCCCAUGUUUGGUUAAAGAAAUGCCUCCACCAUCAGAGAAACCAGUACAACUUGAUCCCAAUAGACUUUUUAUUGGUCGAACUCUUGGUUCCGCACUUACAGCAUUCAUACCUGUAUGUGCACACAUGACACACACACACACAUUGUCAUCUCUCUGUCUGUUUUAAGAGAGUAACAUAGCAUUGGUUCCACAGCAAAGGGUGUUCAAAUUUAAACGGAUGAGUCUUUUCUAUAUUGUCGUUUGCUGCCCUCUCUCUCCCUCCCUGCCAUCUGUCGAGUGUGAUGAUAGACGCAUUAUAACUGUAAAUCUGUACAAAUAUCAAAAACCUCUGGCGCCUCUCCCCCCUUCUUCAUCUCAGUUGCAGCCGUGACAGAGAGCAACAUAGUUGUAAACAUCGCAGUACACUUUUUUUUUAACAGUAAAGAUCGUUGUCAUCAUUCAACAUUGUUUUCAAUCACCGUGUUUUGCUUUAUUAUUCUUUUUUCCCUACAUGAUUUCAAUAAAUGUGUGGCCACGUUCGCAGCCCUCCUAUAGACAUGUGGCUGUUUCACCCAUUUAUAUAAAUGGACCAGUGCAUUUAUCACAGUGAUCCAUUUCUUAAGGGUACCUGGACACGUCUUGUUCUAGACUCCUAUCUUGUGGGCACAGUAGUUAACGGUGAACUGUGGGCUCCCUUUUUUAAAAUAUAUAAAGACACAUGGGGUGGUAGUAAUGCAAUGGGUGGCGAAUUUUAAUAAAAAAUAAUUACCGGCUAUAACCCCAGCAAGGUUUUAUUGAAUCGUGUAGAUAGCACAGUGGUCAGUUGAGGCAAAGACAACUAUUUAAGUAAAUGAAACCUUUGAAUAAUAGAUAAUAACAUGCAGUAAGAGAUGAAGGGAGGAAUAUAGGGAUGGUUGUAACACCAAGUAGUAGUCGACAUUAAUCGUUCAUUCUGGUGUAUUUUGCAGCGCAGGCCUUUUUACAGGGUGAUUCUAGUCACUAAGGGUAGAAAAAUAAGGACACAAUCCCAUAGUGGGAACAGGUAGUUAGGCUUAUGACACCUCUAAGAAAGGGACCAUGUAUAUAUGAAAUGUACACAAACAUCGUACAUGGAUUUUGUAUUUAUCAGUGGUAUCCUUCGAUCUAUGUGCAUUACCAGAAACUAUUAUGCAUGCCUUGUUCUUUUGAUUUUUAAUGACCAUUACUCCAGAGUAAAGCGGGAGGGAAGAAGAUGCCAAAAUUUACAUUGAGAGCUGAUUAUCAUGUUUUGUUUGUUUUUCUUUUGUUUUUUUUUACGGAAACAAUGGAAUUGCGCGUAAUACAUUCUUUUUCUGUCCCCGUCUCUAUGUCUCUUUCAUUCCCUCAUGACUAAGUGAUGAGCUGUUCCAACAAGGGUGGGACUUGCUGUUGUUUGCAUCAAAAAAUGUAAUAAAUGUUUGCAAUGAAUAACAGGCUUUAACAUUGA